GAGAAAAAUAAAAAGAAAAUACUUGGACCGCGUUGGGUGGCAGAAGAUCCAAUUUCGUUUGCCCAAAAAAAAAAGAAGGGCACACAGACCCAAAACGGAGCUGAUUGAUGAGGUAGCGGUUGCUCCAAGUUUGGCCUCGCACUUCGUCAUUCACUCUUCUUCUUCUACGGUUCCUCUUCCGCCAUUACCACUACAUAGGAGCUUUCAUCAUCCUCAUCUUCUUCUUCUUCUUCUUCGCUUCUUUCUGCCACCUAUCAAUUUGUCAUGGUCUUAGAAGCCCUAGCAGCAGCUUCCUCCAUCUCCUCCUCUACUUCUCCUCCUUCCACCAGCAACUCUAAUCUUCCACCACCUCCUGAAGAUGCAUGGACUCUCGCUUCUCAGCGACUACUUCCACGCUGGAAGUCUCUCUCCCACUCUCACCUGUCGCCAAUUCCUAUUUCGAUAUCGAAAGUUAAUCAAGUGGACGCAGCACGGUUAGAUAUUGAAAUGUCGGCCAUGUUGAAAGAACAGCUGGUUAAGGUUUUUGCUUUGAUGAAGCCAGGAAUGUUGUUUCAAUAUGAAGCCGAGCUUGAUGCUUUUCUUGAGUUCCUUAUUUGGCGGUUUUCAAUUUGGGUAGACAAGCCAACACCGGGAAUUGCUCUCAUGAAUUUGCGGUAUCGAGAUGAACGUUCAAUGGAGAUUCCAGGAAAAGUCAGAACUGGGUUGGAAGGACCUGGCCUCACAGUUGCUCAAAAGAUUUGGUACUGCGUGGUCUCUGUGGGUGGUCAAUAUAUUUGGACUCGAUUACAAUCAUUUUCUGCUUUCCGUAGAUGGGGAGAUUCAGAGCAGAGGUCAUUGGCUAGGCGAGCAUGGCUUUUGAUACAGCGCAUCGAAGGAAUUUACAAAGCUGCUGCCUUUGGCAACUUGCUCAUAUUUCUUUACACAGGAAGGUAUAGAAAUCUCGUUGAAAGGGUUCUCAGAGCCAGGCUUGUUUAUGGGAGUCCUCACAUGAACAGAGCUGUAAGCUUUGAGUAUAUGAAUCGCCAGUUAGUCUGGAAUGAAUUCUCGGAAAUGUUGCUACUGCUCCUUCCUCUGCUAAAUUCUUCAUCUGUAAGAAACUUUCUUCGUCCAUUUUCUAAGGAGAAAUCGACAAGCUCAGCUGAGGAUGACAGUGCUUGUCCAAUUUGUUUGGCAAGUCCUACAAUUGCAUUUCUGGCUCUGCCUUGCCAACACAGAUACUGUUACUAUUGCCUCCGGACCCGAUGCAUGGCAACUCAAUCAUUUAGAUGCUCAAGAUGCAGUGAGCCUGUGGUGGCAAUGCAGCGGCAUGUUGAAGGUACUACUACUACUACAAAUCUUAAAAGAUGAUUGUUCCCCAGGCACAGAGGGAGGAAAUACUAUUCCAAGUAUAGUGAUAUUAAUAAGAAAAAGAAAAUUUAUUGCUUGAAGCAUCAUCCACCACAUGCUUACAGAGAAGUAUCAAAAUUCCCUGGAAAAGCACAUAUUGUAUUGUGUAGUAGCCUAGUAAGCUCAUUCUUUUCUAUUUUUUUCUUUUUUUCUUUUUUCUUUUUACUUUAGUAAAUCUGUAGUUUAGGUACUCACUGAUUACUUUGUGAUUAAAUUACCAUGCAGAAGUUACAAAGAGGAAAUAAUAUGCUUCUUUCUACCUACAAAUUUUUUUA
Molecule: messenger RNA, 1661 nt
Organism: Cucumis melo (muskmelon)
Lineage: Eukaryota; Viridiplantae; Streptophyta; Magnoliopsida; Cucurbitales; Cucurbitaceae
Product: peroxisome biogenesis protein 2
Exons: 8
Coding region: 265-1347 (360 amino acids)
Biological process (GO): protein import into peroxisome matrix
Cellular component (GO): peroxisomal membrane
Molecular function (GO): zinc ion binding
Source: RefSeq, a predicted model, not a curated record